Molecule: messenger RNA, 761 nt
Organism: Oncorhynchus masou masou (cherry salmon)
Lineage: Eukaryota; Metazoa; Chordata; Actinopteri; Salmoniformes; Salmonidae
Product: caveolin-2-like
Exons: 3
Coding region: 131-700 (189 amino acids)
Biological process (GO): regulation of cytosolic calcium ion concentration; caveola assembly; cell differentiation
Cellular component (GO): caveola; sarcolemma; focal adhesion
Molecular function (GO): molecular adaptor activity
Source: RefSeq, a predicted model, not a curated record
GUGUAGGUAUGUGUGUAGGCAGAGUGAGUCUUUCUGGUCCUCUAACUCUCUACACUCCCAUAUUUGAAUAAUUUUUGUAUUUAAUUGAAAUUCAUUCUAAAAACAGUAGUUGUUCCCUUGAAAAGGCACCAUGAUGAGAAAGACAGAUCCAGUGGAGACAAAUAUUGACCUGGGAGACACUGAUGAUGAAGACCUUGAUGCAGACCUGUAUGAGGAACAUGAGGAGCCGCAGCUGCUAUGGAAGGCUGAACUGGGGGACAGGAUGGAUGAGGUGGAAGCUGUGUCCCCGUUAGUGGAUCUUAGUGACACCAAGUCCCUCCUGAAUGAGAGAGACCCUCGAGGAGUCAACGAGUGUUCGAAGGUGAGCUUUGAGGAUGUGAUAGCAGAGCCAGCGUCAGUACGUAGCGGAGACAGAGUGUGGAUCUGGAGCAACGCCCUGUUCGAGGUUACCAGGGUCUGGAUCUACCGCAUAGUGACCGUCCUGCUGGCAGUCCCUGUGUCCAUCAUCACCGGACUGAUAUUUGCCAUCCUCAGCUUCCUACACAUAUGGUUCUCUAGCCCAUUCGUGCAUCCUAUCCUUAUAAUCACACACUGGCUGCAGAGCCUAUGGAGCAUCGUACUGGACAUUGGUGUCCGCCCAUUCCUCACUAGUGCAGCAAAGUGCUACGAUGGAAUCAGACUUCGCCUGACUCUGGAAUGACAGAAUAUUGGACCUUCACUCAGGAUUUGGAAUAUGGGCUUGUUCCCAAUGUUACCCUACU